Phyllopteryx taeniolatus (common seadragon) is the source of this 3418-nucleotide messenger RNA. RefSeq names its product lunapark, ER junction formation factor (gene lnpkb). Gene Ontology annotation, biological process: endoplasmic reticulum tubular network organization. NCBI's taxonomy places the organism in Eukaryota, Metazoa, Chordata, Actinopteri, Syngnathiformes, Syngnathidae. Gene Ontology annotation, cellular component: endoplasmic reticulum tubular network. The record is from RefSeq and is a predicted model, not a curated record.
UGAGGCAGAAGAAUCGACAAGAAGGCGCCAUGGGGGCCGUGCUGUCACGAUGGAAGACGAAACCAACCACAGUGGAGCAGCUGGAGAACCUGGACAAGGAGAUUAAGGAGCUGGAGGAGUUUCGAGCCAAAAACCAGCGACUCCAAAAGUUGUGGGUGGGCCGGCUGCUCCUCUACUCGUCCGUCUUCUACCUGCUGACCUGUCUGGUGGUCUAUUGCCUCUACCUGCCCGACCAAUGGCUUCACAGAUUGGCCAUGGCCCUGCCUUUCUUCGUCUACCCGGUGCUGGUGUGGUUCAUCCGGAAGUUGCUCAUUUUUCUCUUCUGCAAACGUACCGAGAGGAACAGUGACAUCCUGGAAGAAUUAAAGGUUACCCAAAAAAAGAUACUCGAAGAAGUGAUGGAAACGGAGACGUACAAAAAUGCCAAACUCAUACUGGAACGCUUCGACCCGGAAGCAAAGAAGAAAGCCGAGAUGGAGUCAACGCCAGUACGACCUCAGAUGACUCCCAGGCCUGGACAAGACAUUCGCCAGCGCGGCGUGGCCGUGAGCCCCCCGUGCACCCCCGCCGCCGUGGCGAUGACCCCCCCGCCCGGAGGCCGACCCGCGCCGGGCCCCGGGGCCGCACCUGUGGAACGUGUCCUUCUUUCAGCUCCAGGCGGACCGCCCGAGCGAGGCGCCCUGUCUGCCGCAGGCAGGAUCCCCUGCUCCCCUAUACCUGGUGUAGGCCUGCAUCCUCCCGGUCCUCCACUGGCGAGACCCGUUCUGCCCAGAGAGAGGGGGGCUUUGGACCGAGUGGUUGAGUACCUGGUGGGAGACGGGCCGCAGAACCGAUACGCCUUAAUCUGUCAGCAGUGCUUCUCCCACAAUGGCAUGGCCCUGAAAGAAGAGUUUCGAUACCUUGCCUUCCGCUGCGCUUAUUGCUACUUUCUGAAUCCGGCCCGGAAGACGCGUCCGCAGGCUCCCGUGCUGCCGGAGUUCAGCUACGAGAGGAGGCUGCGUGCCGAGUCGCCGUCCCCGGGACCGACGCCGCGCUCUGGCACCGACACGGAGGAGAGCGCGCCCCCCUCUGCAGCCAAGGCGCCGGCACCGUGGAGUUUGGUCCACAGUUUCCCUGUCCAGCAGAACCCUCAGAAUCAAGCUCGGCAGAGUCCAGACGAGCGAGAGCGGGGCGAAGACGGCCACGCUGAAGCCCAGGAGGCCGAGAGCCACGGCGAGGCGGAACGGGAGGAGCGAGAAGAGGUGGUCGAGGAAGAGGAAGACGGAGAGAAAGACGAGGAAGACAAAGAGAAAGACCAAGGCGUCAGCGCUCAUGCGCGUCAGCCUUCGUAGCUGCGCGGGAAAAAAGGUGUUUGCACUCGCCGCUACAGACCGUAGAAGCUAAAUGCUAAUCGGCACACGGAGGAUUAUUUGUGUCCGUGUUUAUUAUUAACAUUAUGAUGAAGUAUUUCAUGAGUGAGCUGUUUUAGCAAGUUACGACUCCUUCGUUUAAACCAGGAGUGGGCCAAGUAGGGCUCCAUUUAGCAUUUAUCAUGAGCAAGAGUGCUGUAAAAUUUCAUUAUUCAUAAUAUUCGAUGCCUUUUGCCCCAAAUUAGUCACAUUUCUGAUGAAAUAAUUGCCAAAUUUAUUCAUUGUAAUAAUCCAAUUAAACAAAUAAUAGAAAAGGAACAAUUUUACUUGUAUUUUAUUACAUUGUUGGUUAAUUUAUAAAAAUAUAAUAUAAAUUAUAUAUAUGUAAUUUAAUGGGGAAAAAAUUGAGAAUGAAUUAAUUUAUUAUUUAAAUCAAGUAAUUUACAUAUUUUACAUCUCCAUUUUACAAUUGAGCUGGCCCAUCUGUCCGUUGUGGCCCUUGAGCGCCAAAAGUUUGCCCAACCCUGGUUUCAACCGUAGCCUCGGUUAGCAUGUUAGCAUUUGACAGCCAACUCGUGAUAGUUUUACCUGCAGAACAAAAUGGAGGGGCAAUCACUUAAAUAGACCACUAGGCAAAUGUCUGUCUUAUUGUUAAUGUGGCUUGCAAACACAAACACAACGAUACCAAACCACACAGACAACAAAUGGUAGAAUCUUUACUAAAUUGCUUUGAUUUGUACUGGUCAUGUAUUCAUGGACCCAUGUUGCUGGGCAGAAGUGUUGAUACUUAAAAAAACAAAAACAAAGAAAAGAAAAAAAAGAAGUAGAGAAGCACCACACAAGAAAUUUGCUGUCGUAACCGAAGUUUAAUUGCUACCUAGCUAACAUCGAUUUUCAUUCUUCUUACCUCUUUUGAGCCAUUUUGUCACUAUUGUCACUACACAUUUCUUAUGCUGUACAAACUCACGAGAUUGUUGCCUUGACAACUUUGGGGGCAGACGCUUCCAGUGCCCCACACAGCGAAGAGAAAGGAUGGGGAGAGAAAGUAAAUUGCAGUCGCCUAGUUUAGUUUCAUAUGUGGUUCUUCAUAAGACUUUACAAUUUCAAUUUUUACCUGCAAACAUGGGUCAUUAUUCUUUUUCCUGGUAACGUGACAUGUUUUUGAGGUCACUUGUUGCCAGGCAGAAUUCGCUUAGUCUAAUAGCAUCAUCGCUUAAAUAAUCUUUCAAUGUUUUCAGAAAACAAGAAAAAAAAAAGAACAAAUUCAACGAACGGAGAAAACUUCCUAAAAUAUUAUUAGCAGCAUAUCGUUGACCCGUUGGCAAACAAAAAUUGGAUGACCUUUGCUUAUCGUCAUUUUUACUUCAUAUUUUGUCACUUUGUUAUCGAAAUGUUUGUGGCUAUUUUUGGAGCUUGUCAGCUAGGUCGCUUCACGAGCGCUGUUGCCGAUUUGACUUUUUAGCGAGCAGGACUUCGUCAGAGGUGACUUCAAACGCUGGCUUCAUCUGACACGCUUGCCCUUCCUCAAAGUGGUUGCCAAAUGUCUUCUUGACUGCACUUGCACUGAUUUUCUUCGUGUUUAUUUGGCCUUCAAACGUUUGCGGCACUUUGUUUGACGACGUCAGAAGAUGAGGUCCGAUUAGUUUGAAGCUGGCUUUUUUUAACGACAGCGGCGAAAAAAUAUCGACGACGUCAUGGGUGACUAGUUGACGUCAACUCAACUUCCAUCACACGCGUGUCGACUUUAAAAAAAAUAUCAAGUUUUGCAACCCCCGACGCUGCCAUAGAUGGAUGAACAGAUACAUUAUUUGAAGUAAAUAAAGAAUCAUUUUCGGCCCAAUUAAGUGAAAUUCAAUUGUAACGCGCCGCAGCACAGUGCUUGGGAAUCACUGCUUUAAAUCUACUGGAGUGAUUGAUGCAAUUUCACUUCAACGACUUAAUGCUUCAACUUUGAAAUAUGUGUUAGUAUUGAAUAUUUCAAUGACCUCAAACUUGUCUCUUGUGUUGGCCACCGCACUGCUGGUUUUCAUGACACCGUGGCCGCUAAAAUAAAAGUUUUUCAGCUAUAA